ACCCUACUCAGUUGUGUUUGUGAUGGUAGCGUUUUUUAGUACUGAUAGCAAAUUAUUGAAUUACUCACGACGAAAUUGUCAAUACGGUCAUUUGAUUGAAUAAAGGGGAAAAUAACGUCAAGGAAGAGGUUUCGUGGAAGGGAGAACGAAAGGGGAUACGCUUAUUGUGCUGGUAUGUCACACGGGUGAAACCCAAGCUGCUGUAUCAGUUGACAGCGUCACAGAUCAGUAGCACAGAUAGAACAAUGAGACAGAUAUUUCACCGGAUGUAUACAUGUGAAGCAUCCGCUUGGCGUUUCCACCUACUACCAAAUUUGGUAGUGAGAGGAAGCCCAUUGACCGGUAGUGGAAGAAGAUGGAACGAGAUGGAUUUUGGCCGACAUUCUGCUACUUUUGUCAUCGAUGAAACAUUUGAUCUCAAUACAUUUUUCUGUUACCAAAACUAGAAUGUGUUACGAACAGAGUGGAUUACGUGUUGUAGACUUGACCCUUUGCCAAAGUUAAAAAUAAUUGCGUUGUUUAGCAGGAUUGCAAAGGCGAAUUGAGUUGCUACACACGCGCACUCCACAGCUAGUAGACAGUCCCUAACAGAAAUAUGCAAAUGAUAGCUAGUACGCGCCAAUAGGAUCUCGCUAUCUCGUGCAUGGCUCUGCCCACCUUGCUUCUUCUGCCCACUAUGACUCAUUUGUUCCUAUUUGAAACGACAGGCUGUGGUAUGGCUUGGUUUAGUUAUACAAAUCUUUGCCUCAGUGGCUGGCAUUGCUAGCUACACUGAAUAGUUUCACAUUCUUGAUUUAUUAGCUCGUUAGAUGAUUCCUGUAUUUCAAGUUUUCUACCUAUUAUAACACAUGCAUAAUAUCAUUGUUACCCGCAUUACACAGUAUAUAUAUAUCCGCUAGCUCCGUCUACAGCGGGGCUGUUAAAUUCAUGUCAUGGAGCCAGGGCCGAAAUACUUCUGGUUUUUGUUUCUACCUGCCUUGUAGUUUAUUGCACUUACAUGGUGUCCCAGGUCUGAAUUAGUCCAUUAUUAAAAGUAGAGGAUGAAAGACAGAAGUGCCUCCAGGACCGACAUUGAACAGCCCUGGUCUACAGUUAUCUAAAGUUAGCUACUGUAGCUAGGUACUUGAGACAGUGUGUGCACUGCCUGUUUGUAUGACACCCAUUAACCAUCUUGUCUUCUCUUUUGUCAGAUGUUAUUGAGACGCCCCAAGUCUAACCAUAAUGAGUAGCAACAGCCAUCCCUUGCGUCCACUGGCCUCAGUGUCAGAGAUCGACCACAUCCACCUGCUGUCCGAGCAGCUGGGUGCUUUGGUUCCAGGUGAAGAGUACAGCGAUGUCACCUUCAUUGUGGAGGAGAAACGCUUUCCAGCCCAUAGGGUCAUCUUGGCAGCACGCUGUCACUACUUCAGGUACACCUGUUUGCAUGGUUGUCUUUGCAGUGCAUGAGGUUUUUGGCUUCCAAUUAUAUGUCAGAUGACUGGCUGUCCGGCAGUUGGCAAUUCAAUUUUAACCUUACAGUACUCCCUGCUUUUAGGUGAUAGUGUUCUAGGGCGUUUCCACACCAGCGGGAGCAGAAAAUAUUUUUGGUAUCUCAGAUUGUUCUGGAAAUUCUCACAAAGGGACUUCAUUGGGAGGAAGGAUUGUUUGACAUGCUUUUUACAUUUGUAUCACAAACAAUUUUUUAGAAAAUCACGAUGAAAGUGGCCAUUUUACGCCCUUUUUAGACCUAUACAUGCCUCCUGUGAGACCUUAUGAUCUGUGAACGGUAUAAUAAUAAUAAUAAUAUGCCAUUUAGCAGACGCUUUUAUCCAAAGCGACUUACAGUCAUGCAUGCAUAAAUUUUUGUGUAUGGGUGUUCCCGGGGAUCGAACCCACAACCUUGGCGUUACAAGCGCCGUGCUCUACCAGCUGAGCUACAGAGGACCAUGAUACAGACAUCUUGAUGUCAUUAUACUCCUUAUAGUGUGCUCUAACAUAUGGAGUAUGUGUAGAUUCUAAAAUACAAAUGUAAACAUUAGUUUAUUCAACAUUAAUAAUUUAAAUAUCUCAACUACCCUUUUUGAUUUAGCUUAUUUUUAGACAUUUGAGAUAUUUAUAUUUUUUAUAUUGAAUAAAUUGUGAACAUUUGUAUUUCAGAAUCUAAACAUACUCAAUAUGAGCACAUUCAAAGGAGUAGCUAGGACUAGGUAACAGUCUCUGAGAUGUUUAAUAAUUUCCCCAGAGCUCUGCUGUAUGGGGGGAUGAAGGAGUCCCAGCCGCAGGCGGAGGUGACCCUGGAGGAGACGCGAGCCGAGGCCUUCUCCAUGCUCCUCAACUACCUCUACACGGGCCGGGCUAGCCUCAGCUCAGCCCGCGAGGAGGUGCUGCUGGACUUCCUGGGUCUGGCCCACCGCUAUGGCCUCCAGCCACUAGAGGACUCCACCUCAGAGUUCCUGCGCACCAUCCUGCAUACGCACAAUGUGUGUUUGGUGUUUGACGUGGCCAGCCUGUACUGUCUGAGUGCGCUCAGUGCAGCGUGCUGUGCCUACAUGGACCGUCACGCCCCGGAGGUCCUGGCUUCAGACGGCUUCCUCACACUGUCCAAGGUGAGUGAGAGUGGGCAUGGUCGUGUUCAUUAGGCCACAAACAUGGAAGAACAUGGACCAAAACAGGAAGGGAACUACCUGGACUAAUAAGAAAUGCUAAUUUUUGUUUUCCUUUGCUAAAUGUUUUCAAAUGAUUUCCAUCAUGUGCCCUAAUGAACAAGACCCAUAUCAAAGAACUAUGACUGAAUCCAAAUCAGAUAGGAGUCUUAACUGAAUAUCCUUUUAUCCUCUCUCUCUCUGUGCAGACUGCUCUGCUGACUGUGUUACGGAGGGACUCAUUUGCGGCGAGCGAGAAGGAGAUCUUCCAGGCGCUGUGUCACUGGAGCCGGCAGAACGGCGAGGGAGGCGCCACGCAGGAAGUGAUGGCAGCCGUGCGGCUGCCGCUCAUGAGCCUGACGGAGAUGCUGAACGUGGUGCGUCCCUCGGGACUGCUCAGCCCAGACGACCUGCUGGACGCCAUCAAGACCCGCUCAGAGAGCCGCGACAUGGACCUCAACUACCGCGGCAUGCUCAGUGAGUCUCAGUCGCUUCCGGUCCUGUUCUAGUAGUCGGCAACUAAUAGCUUUAUUUGUCAGUGGGAGUCUGUGUAUUCUGUUUGCAUGUGAAUUCCGUGUGUGUCUCUCUUCGUAUUCCAUGUGUGUGUAUUUUGUGUGUGUGAGAUAUGUAUUUAAUAUAAAGUAUUCAAUGUGAUGCCUUUGUGUCUUACAGUCCCAGAGGAGAACAUUGCCACCAUGAAGUAUGGGGCCCAAGUGGUGAAGGGAGAGCUGAAGUCAGCGCUGCUGGACGGAGACACCCAGAACUACGACCUGGACCAUGGCUUCUCCAGACACCCGAUAGAGGAGGACGGCCGCGCUGGCCUUCAGAUCAAACUGGGCCAGGCCUCUAUCAUCAACCACAUCCGCAUCCUGCUCUGGGACAGGGACAGCCGGUGAGUGAGACAUCCAGCGUGUUUUAAGGGAUCAGUUUGAGGAAGGCACAAUUGCUAAUCUUGAUCACAUAAUGAGUAAUUAUUUGGGAUGCAAGGUGAUUUGCCAAUCAGUGAUUCUGCUCAGUCUAACUGCAUUGUAGGCUAUCAAACACGCAUUCAUUUUUCUCUGAAGGUUUUGCUCAACUGAUGAGCAAUGUUUUUAUAGUGUUUUAAAUAUAUAUUGCAGUAAUGUUACUAUCAUGCUGAUAUAGAAAUACUCUUUAGCUAUGCUUUGGUAACUGGGAUUUGUAUGGUCCAUAUCCAUAUUUCUGUUUUUGUGCAGGUCUUACUCCUACUAUAUUGAAGUGUCCAUGGAUGAGCUGGAUUGGGUGCGUGUUGUGGACCAUUCCAAGUACCUGUGUCACUCUUGGCAGAACCUCUUCUUUACACCACGUGUGGCCAGGUAAAACCUCACCCUUUGCAUCUCUUCCUAUGGUUGGCACCAAUUUUGACUUUUGGUUCUACAACAGUGGGUGUGAUUUUGUCCUUGUGUCCCAGGUAUGUGCGCAUUGUGGGGACGCACAACACUGUCAACAAGGUCUUCCAUCUGGUGGCUUUCGAGUGCAUGUUCACACACCGCUCCUUCACUCUGGAAAGAGGUAUUCUCGGUAAGGCAGGAAUAUCAAUUGUUAUACUAGUGUUAUAUAUGAUUCUUAAGAUGCCAGGUCUGAUCAACAUAAACAUCUAUUACUACUCUCGCCAAUCCUCUACUUUAUUCCCAAUCCUCUCUCUCCUACUAUUUUUUGCCUCUGCUUUUUUCAUCCUUCAUAUCUGCAGUUCCAAAUGAGAAUGUGGCUACCAUCGCGGCCUGUUCCAGUGUCAUCGAGGGGGUUAGUCGGAGCAGAAACGCCCUGCUCAACGGGGACACCAGCAACUACGACUGGGACUCGGGCUACACCUGUCACCAGCUGGGCUCUGGGGCCAUCGUCAUCCAACUGGCUCAACCCUACACUAUAGGCUCCUUAAGGUGUGUGUUUGUGUGUGCGUUUUCACUCAUGUUGAGUCUUGGGAGUUUUUGUAUCUGUCUGCAUGUUUGCUACAUUUUUUCAUGCUAAUCAUUUAGUUAUUUUCUACUUCUAUCUGGACAGACUGCUACUGUGGGACUGUGAUGAGCGAUCCUACAGUUACUACAUUGAGGUCUCCACCAAUCAGCAGCAGUGGACAAAGGUGGUGGACCGCACCAAGGUGCCAUGUCGGUAAGACUCCCAGUCUGUGUUCAAGUCUCUCCCUUUCCCAAACUCUUUUCAGAUUAUCUUUGUACAAUACUGUCCAUUUGAGGUCUUUUAACAGUCUUGUUUUUAUUCAACAGAUCGUGGCAGACACUCAAAUUCGACAAGCAGCCUGCCUCUUUUAUUCGCAUCGUGGGAACUAACAACACUGCAAACGAGGUGAGGAUUGCGCAUACACCGUAAUUUUCUUCAUCUGUCAUCUGCAUUUUUGCGUUUACAGAGCUCCAGACUGCGACCAUUUAGUCGACUUGGCUGCGAAAGUAAAAUGUUGAAUUGGUCGCAUCUGGAAUAUAAAAAUAGAUGUGUACAGUACUUUCGGAAUGUAUUCAGACCCCGAUAACGACGAGACAGCCUAUAGGGAGGUGGUCAGGGACCUGGCCGUGUGGUGCCAGGACAACAACCUCUCCCUCAACGUGAUCAAGACAAAGGAGAUGAUUUGUGGACUACAGGAAAAAGAAGAGGACCGUGCACGUCCCCAUUCUCAUUAACGGGGCUGUAGUGGAGCAGGUUUAGAGCUUCAAGUUCCUUGGUGUCCACAUCACCAACAAACUAACAUGAUCCAAGCACACCAAGACAGUAGUGAAGAGGGCACGACAAAACCUAUUCCCCCUAAGGAGACUGAAAAGAUUUGGCAUGAGUCCUGAGAUCCUCAAACGGUUCUACAGCUGCACCAUCGAGAGCACCCUGACUGGUUGCAUCACUGCCUGGUAUGACAACUGCUCGGCCUCUGACUGCAAGGCACUAUAGAGAUGGAUGGUUAUUCCAGCAUGACAAUGACCCAAAACCCACGGCCAAGGCAACAAAGGAGUGGCUCAAGUAGAAGCACAUUAAGGUCCUGGAGUGGCCUAGCAUAGAAAAUCUGUGGAGGGAGCUGAAGGUUUGAGUUGCCAAAUGUCAGCCUCGAAACCUUAAUGACUUGGAGAAGAUCUGCAAAGAGGAGUGGGACAAAAUCCCUCCUGAGAUGUGUGCAAACCUGGUGGCCAACUACAGUGGGGGAAAAAAGUAUUUAGUCAGCCACCAAUUGUGCAAUUUCUCCCAUUUAAAAAGAUGAGAGGCCUGUAAUUUUCAUCAUAGGUACACGUCAACUAUGACAGACGAAUUGAGAUUUUUUUUCUCCAGAAAAUCACAUUGUAGGAUUUUUUAUGAAUUUAUUUGCAAAUUAUGGUGGAAAAUAAGUAUUUGGUCACCUACAAACAAGCAAGAUUUCUGGCUCUCACAGACCUGUAACUUCUUCUUUAAGAGGCUCCUCUGUCCUCCACUUGUUACCUGUAUUAAUGGCACCUGUUUGAACUUUUUAUCAGUAUAAAAGACACCUGUCCACAACCUCAAACAGUCACACUCCAAACUCCACUAUGGCCAAGACCAAAGAGCUGUCAAAGGACACCAGAAACAAAAUUGUAGACCUGCACCAGGCUGGGAAGACUGAAUCUGCAAUAGGUAAGCAGUUUGGUUUGAAGAAAUCAACUGUGGGAGCAAUUAUUAGGAAAUGGAAGACAUACAAGACCACUGAUAAUCUCCCUCGAUCUGGGGCUCCACGCAAGAUUUCACCCCGUGGGGUCAAAAUGAUCACAAGAACAGUGAGCAAAAAUCCCAGAACCACACGGGGGGGACCUAGUGAAUGACCUGCAGAGAGCUGGGACCAAAGUAACAAAGCCUACCAUCAGUAACACACUAUGCCGCCAGGGACUCAAAUCCUGCAGUGCCAGACGUGUCCCCCUGCUUAAGCCAGUACAUGUCCAGGCCCGUCUGAAGUUUGCUAGAGUGCAUUUGGAUGAUCCAGAAGAGGAUUGGGAGAAUGUCAUAUGUGUCAUACCUACUGUGAAGCAUGGGGGGUAGAAACAUCAUGCUUUGGGGCUGUUUUUCUGCAAAGGGACCAGGACGACUGAUCCGUGUAAAGGAAAGAAUGAAUGGGGCCAUGUAUCGUGAGAUUUUGAGUGAAAACCUCCUUCCAUCAGCAAGGGCAUUGAAGAUGAAACGUGGCUGGGUCUUUCAGCAUGACAAUGAUCCCAAACACACCGCCCGGGCAACGAAGGAGUGGCUUCGUAAGAAGCAUUUCAAGGUCCUGGAGUGGCCUAGCCAGUCUCCAGAUCUCAACCCCAUAGAAAAUCUUUGGAGGGAGUUGAAUGUCCGUGUUGCCCAGCGACAGCCCCAAAACAUCACUGCUCUAGAGGAGAUCUGCAUGGAGGAAUGGGCCAAAAUACCAGCAACAGUGUGUGAAAACCUUGUGAAGACUUACAGAAAACGUUUGACCUGUGUCAUUGCCAACAAAGGGUAUAUAACAAAGUAUUGAGAAACUUUUGUUAUUGACCAAAUACUUAUUUUCCACCAUAAUUUGCAAAUAAAUUCAUAAAAAAUCCUACAAUGUGAUUUUCUGGAAUUUUUUUUCUCAUUUUGUCCGUCAUAGUUGACGUGUACCUCUGAUGAAAAUUACAGGCCUCUCUCAUCUUUUUAAGUGGGAGAACUUGCACAAUUGGUGGCUGACUAAAUACUUUUUUCCCCCACUGUACAAGAAACGUCUGACCUCUGUGAUUGCCAACAAGGGGUUUGCCACCAAGUACUAAGUCAUGUUUUGCAGAGGGGUCAAAUACUUAUUUCCUUCAUUAAAAUGCAAAUCAAUUCAUAACUUUUUUGACAUGCGUUUUUCUGGAUUUUUGUUGUUGUUAUUCUGUCUCUCACUGUUCGAAUAAACCUACCAUUCAAAUUAUAGACUGAUCAUUUCUUUGUCACUGGGCAAACGUACAAAAUCAGCAGGGGAUCAAAUACUUUUUUCCCUCACUGUAUAUACUAGGCGGUGUCAGAGGAAGGCCCUCAAAAUUGUCAAAGACUCCAGCCACCCUAGUCAUAGACUGUUCUCUCUGCUACCGCAUGGCAAGUGGUACCGGAGUGCCAAGUCUAGGUCCAAAAGGCUUCUCAACAGCUUCUACCCCCAAGCCAUAAGACUCCUGAACAGCUAAUCAUGGCUACCCGGACUAUUUGCACUGCCCCCCCACCCCCACCCCAUAUUUUUACGCUGCUGCUACUCUGUUAAUUAUUUAUGCAUAGUCACUAUAACUCUACCCACAUGUACAUAUUACCUCAACUAGCCGGUGCCCCCACACAUUGACUCUGCACCGGUACCCCCCUGUAUAUAGCCUCCCUACUGUUAUUUUAUUUUACUUCUGCUCUUUUCUUCUCAACACUUUUUUGUUUUAUUUUACUUUUUUUAUUUAAAAAUAAAUGCAUUGUUGGUUAAGGGCUGUAAGUAAGCAUUUCACGGUAUUGUCUACACCUGUUGUAUUCGGUGCGUGUUGCAAAUAAAAUGUGAUUUGAUUUGGUGAUAGAAGCUGUUUUUCAGUCUCUCGGUCCCAGCUUUGAUGCACCUGUACUGUCUCCGCCUUCUAGAUGAUAGUAGGGUGAACAGGCUGUGGCUGAGGUCCUUGAUGAUCUUCUUGGCCUUCCUGUGACACCGGGUGCUGUAGAUGUCCUGGAGGGCAGUCAGUGUGCCCCUAGUGAUGUGUUAGGCUGACUGCACCACCCUCUGGAGAGCUCUGCGGUUGCGGACUGUGCAAUUGCCAUACCAGGCGGUGAUACAACCCGACAGAAUGCUCUCAAUGGUGCAUCUGUAGAAGUUUGAGUGUCUUAGUGGCCAAGCCACAUUUAUUCAAUCUCCUGAGGUUGAAGAGGCACUGUUACGCCUUCUUAACCACACUGUCUGUAUGAUGGACCAUUUUAGGUUCAGUGAUGUGCACUCUGAGGAACUUGAAGCUUUUCACCCUCUCCACUGCAGCCCUGUUGGGGCGGUAUGCAAAUUGUAGUGGGUCUAGGGUGUCUGGUAAGGUGGAGGUGAUGUGAUCGUUAACUAGCCUCUCAAAAAGCACUUAAUGAUGACAGAAGUGAGUGCUAGGGGGUGAUAGUCAUUUAGUUCAGUUGCCUUCACUUUCUUGGGUACAGGAACAAUGGUGGGCAUCUUGAAGUAUUUCAAAAUCCAAUUGAGGGGAUAACACCGUUAUCCUGUGUAAUACUAAUGUCACCGAUAAAGGGAGGACAGGAGGUUCUCAGCUUUCUGUCGGUCGCUCUGGAUAAGAGCGUCUGCUAAAUGACUAAAAUGUAAAAAUGGUAUAAUUACAAUUUCUCAAUUAAUAGCAACUAUUUUACAACCAAGAUAUUUGAUAUGGCUUUGAGAUAGAGUGCGCGAAAUGCGCAUUGGCCAUUGCGAUUGCAUAGGCCUCAGUGGUAGGCUAUGACUGCAAAGUUUUUUUAGGACAUUAUAUUUACUGUUAGAUUAAUACAUGGCUACUAGCAGUGGGUAUUAUUACAUUUACAUAAUUUAGCAGACAUUCUUAUCCAGAGCGACUUACAAAUUACCGUAAUUUUCGGACUAUAAGCUGCGCCUUUUUUCCAAUUUUUCGACCCUGCGGCUUAUAUAACGGUGCGGCUAAUCUAUGGAUUUUUACAGCUAACGGCCACUAGAAGACCUCCUAAAUCUAUGGAUUUUACAGGUUACAGUCCACCAACUUUAACUCUAUGGGCUCUAUGACCGGUCCGCGCCCCCCACCUUUAAGCGGCGGGCUCCAGCAGGAAAAGCUGGAGGCCGGAAAAGAGUGAGACAGGUAGCGCGUAAAAGUGGAACCGAGAGUGGUACGAGAGAGAACGAGAGACAGACAAACAGACAUUACGAGAGCGAGACAGUUUGUCUCUUUCCCGACAAUCCCCUCUGUGCACGAACCCUUACAUAUGGUAAUUAAACAUUAAAACACCUGCGGCUUAUAGUCAGAGUGUGGCUUAUAUAUGUACACAUCAUUCAAUAUCAUUCAAUUUAGCUGCUGCGGCUUAUACUCCGGUGCGCCUUAUAGUGCGGAAAAUACGGUAUAUUUAAGCAAUAAGGCCCGAGGGACGGUGGUAUAUGGCCAAUAUACCACGGCUAUCUGCUAUUAUUAUAAACUGGUUACCAAUGUAAUUAGAGUAGUAAAAAUAUAGAUUUUGUCAUAACCGUGGUAUACGGUCUGAUAUACCAUGGCUUUCAUCCAAUCAGCAUUCAGGGCUCAAACUACCCAGUUUAUAAUUAGUUAGUGAUCUAGCUAAAGUGUGUUGAGUUUUCACUUACUCAGGUGGGAAAUUAACCCGAAGUAAAUUAGCCUAUGAUAUUAGUGCACAUAAAGACAAAGAAAAUUCAACUCUAGUAAACAAAAAAAAUGAAAAUUCUGGAGCCCUAUUUUAACAGUAAAAUAUAAUGACAAUAGUCUAAUUGUCAACCCAAUAUUCAUGACAAUCACUGGAUUAGGUUGUGCAUAUUUUGAAUCACAAAAUGUUAGAGGAAACAACAUAUUUCUGAAUACCAUCUCACUUCUUAAUAAAGCACUUUGAACUACAUUUACAUUUUAGUCAUUUAGCAGACGCUCUUAACCAGAGCGACUUACAGUUAGUGAAUACAUUUUUUUUUUUUUUUUUUAUACUGCCCCUCCCCCCCCCCCCCCGUGGGAAUCAAACCGACAACCCUGGCGUUGCAAACGCCAUGCUCUAUCAACUGAGCUACAUCCCUGCCGGCCAUUCCCUCCCCUACCCUGGACGACGCUGGGCCAAUUGUGCGCCGCCCAUGAGUCUCCCGGUCGCGGCCGGCUGCGACAGUUACCAUACAAGUGUUAUUUUAUCUGGUUGUAUUGCUAGUUUGAGUUACCUGGGGAUGGCAGAGCGUUCCAUGUAGUCAUGGCUUUAUUUAAUACUGUGCGUUUCCCAGCCUCUGUUCUGGAGCUGGGCACUGUGAAGACCUCUGAUUUGCUUGUCUUGUGUGGCACAGUCCGAACUGUGUGCCAACUGCUUGAACAGACAGUUCGGUAUCUUCAACACCUCGCAAAAAGACAAAUAGUGAUGCAGUCAAUCUCUCCUCCAACUACUUUCUAAGUUGAUUACUUAUCUUUUUCUAUUGUGUGACCGUGCGGGGGAACAAAUAUUGCAACCAAAUCAUGGGCUGGUGCCACCAUCUGAAAAACUUAGUGGCACCAGGGGGAAAUGUUUUAUCUCCGUUCCUCAUUCCCUGUUUCUCUCUCUUUUUCAGGUGUUCCAUUGUGUCCACUUUGAGUGUCCGGCGCAGUUGGACACGGAGGUGAAAGAGGGCAGUCCUGGGCAGGCGUCACCUUUUGAGUCCAGUUCCACAUCCCAGAACCCUAGACCCCUUCGGCCCUCCUGCAGCCAUAGCCUUCUCCCCUCCCAGCCCUCUUCAUCCUCCACUUCCUCACAACCCCACCUCUGA
Coregonus sp. 'balchen' is the source of this 11007-nucleotide messenger RNA. NCBI's taxonomy places the organism in Eukaryota, Metazoa, Chordata, Actinopteri, Salmoniformes, Salmonidae. The record is from the annotation of a GenBank genome assembly.